Molecule: messenger RNA, 3560 nt
Organism: Pectinophora gossypiella (pink bollworm)
Lineage: Eukaryota; Metazoa; Arthropoda; Insecta; Lepidoptera; Gelechiidae
Gene: RpIII128
Product: DNA-directed RNA polymerase III subunit RPC2
Exons: 12
Coding region: 121-3528 (1135 amino acids)
Biological process (GO): DNA-templated transcription
Cellular component (GO): RNA polymerase III complex
Molecular function (GO): DNA binding; DNA-directed RNA polymerase activity; ribonucleoside binding
Source: RefSeq, a predicted model, not a curated record
ACAGCUGUUUCAACAUAAAUGACACAAAAAUGCCGAAAUGCAAGUGCGUACGCCGUGAAUAUUGUUUGAAUAAACUAAUAGAAUGUUCCUGAAGUUAUAAUAAUAAAUAAUUUUAGUACAAUGGGUGAACUAAAUAAAAAACAUACGGAUUGGGACACCACAACCAAGGGGUUACGAGAACCUAUAAAAUCUUUAGAGGACAAAUGGAAACUAGUGCCUUCAUUUCUUCAAGUAAAAGGAUUGGUGAAACAGCACAUAGAUUCAUUUAACUAUUUUAUAAAUAUUGAAAUAAAAAAGAUUGUUCAAGCUAAUGAAAAAGUGUUUUGUGAUUCAGACCCUCUGUUUUAUAUUAAAUACUUAAAUGCUUAUGUUGGAACACCGGAUCUUGAAGAGGGUUACAAUGUUACAAAACCAACAACACCACACGAGUGUCGGUUGAGAGACAUGACAUACUCAGCACCUAUCACAGUGGAUAUAGAAUACAUUAGAGGCAAUCAGCGAGUGAUCAAGAAUAAACAACUCAUAGGAAGAAUGCCCUUAAUGCUGAGGUCAUCAAAUUGUGUCUUGACUAACAAGUCUGACUUUGAACUAGCACAAUUAAAUGAAUGUCCACACGACCCUGGUGGCUACUUCAUCAUCAGAGGGCAAGAAAAAGUAAUAUUGAUUCAAGAGCAGUUAUCAAGAAAUAGAAUGAUUGUAGAUGAAUUCAAAGGGGCCAUACAGUGUCAAGUAACUAGCUCCACACAUGAGAAAAAGACGAGAACCAAUGUCAUUGUGAAAAAUGGAAAAUAUGUGCUCAGACAUAAUGCACUUUCAGAUGAUAUUCCAAUAGCAGUCGCAUUCAAAGCCAUGGGAAUCUGCAGUGACCAAGAAAUUAUACAGUUGAUUGGCACUGAUGACAACACUGUCAAAAAGAUGGCGCCUUGUUUAAUGGACUGCCAUAAUCUAAGAAUAUUCACACAAAAUCAGGCCCUUUCCUACAUUGGAAGCAAAUUGAAGGUAAAAAGGUUUCAGACUGCUAAUUCCAAAGCGCGCACCCCCGUUGAUGAAGCGCGUGAUCUUUUAGCGACUACUAUCCUAGCGCAUGUUAUAGUUGAGAACUACAACUUCUAUGUGAAAGCAAUCUAUCUGGCUAUUAUGGUCAAAAGGGUGAUUGAAGCUGAAAACAAUAAAGCAGCAAUUGAUGAUCCUGAUUAUUACGGAAACAAACGCCUUGAGCUGGCAGGGUCCUUACUGGCUUUGAUGUUUGAAGACUUGUUUAAAAGGUUCAACUGGGAACUGAAAUCUAUCGCCGAUAAGAUAAUACCGAAAGUGAAAGCGGCGCCAUUUGAUGUAGUCAAACAUAUGAGGCCAGAUCUAAUUGCUAAUGGACUGUUUGCUGCUAUUUCAACUGGAAACUGGACAAUUAAAAGAUUCAAAAUGGAAAGGCAUGGAGUUACGCAAGUUCUUAGCCGCCUCAGCUAUAUUUCUGCUUUGGGAAUGAUGACAAGAGUAAACUCUCAGUUUGAGAAGACUAGAAAAGUAUCUGGUCCCCGUUCUUUGCAACCCUCACAGUGGGGCAUGUUGUGUCCCUCUGACACUCCUGAAGGAGAGGGAUGUGGGUUGGUGAAGAAUUUGGCACUUAUGACCCACAUUACUACUGAAUGCUCAGAGGCACCUAUAGCAAGGUUAGCUUGCAAUGCUGGUGUGGAAGAUGUGAGAUUGCUGGGAGGAGAGGACAUCAAUCAUCCGUCUGUUUACCUGGUCUUCCUCAAUGGUAACAUACUGGGAGUAACGCGACACUACAAAAAACUAAUCAAGGUCUUCCGAAUGUUCCGAAGACGUGGACUCAUUUCGGCUUUUGUUUCUAUUUACCCGAAUCAUAACCAAAGAACCGUCUACAUAUGCAGUGACGGGGGCAGGCUUUGCCGCCCUUACAUUAUCGUUGAGAAAGGCAACCCUCUUGUGCAACAGCAUCAUAUUAAUGAGCUAAACAGAGGUAUCAGGAAGUUCCAAGACUUUUUGAAUGAUGGUCUGAUAGAAUAUUUGGAUGUAAAUGAGGAGAAUGACAGUCACAUUGCGACUCAAGAGCAUGAAAUUGAACCAUAUAUGACGACGCAUUUGGAGAUAGAGCCUUUUACGAUCCUUGGAGUGUGCGCUGGUCUGGUGCCGUACCCGCAUCACAAUCAGAGUCCUAGAAACACAUAUCAAUGUGCUAUGGGUAAACAAGCCAUGGGGACAAUUGGCUACAACCAGAAGAAUAGGAUAGACACCUUGAUGUACAACCUAGUAUAUCCUCAGUGUCCAAUGGUUAAAACGAAAACAAUAGAGUUAACCAAUUUUGACAAACUACCUGCGGGACAAAAUGCCACUGUUGCUGUGAUGAGCUACAGUGGCUAUGAUAUAGAAGAUGCUUUGAUUUUAAACAGAGCCUCCAUCGAUCGUGGAUAUGGGCGAUGUCUUGUAUACAAAAGCGCAAAAACCACAAUGAAGAGAUACAGUAAUCAAACAUCGGACCGAAUUUUGGGUCCUUCGAGAGAUGCUACAACUGGUAAAAUUAUAAAAGCACACGAUAUUCUAGAUUCUGAUGGAAUAGCGGCUCCCGGUGAGAUAGUUGAGAACCGACAGGUGUUGAUUAACAAGCAAAUGCCACCGGCGACGCUAAACCCCGUCCCACAAGGUCAACCUCAGCAUAUUGAAUACAAGGAUGUCCCCAUUACAUACAAAGGGCCUGUGGAAUCCUAUAUUGAAAAAGUAAUGGUUUCUUCUAACUCUGAAGAUGCUUUCCUCAUCAAGAUAUUGUUGCGUCAAACUAGGGUGCCCGAGAUUGGUGACAAGUUCAGCUCUCGUCAUGGUCAAAAAGGUGUUACUGGUCUCAUCGUACAACAGGAAGACAUGCCGUUCAAUGAUAGGGGAAUAUGUCCAGAUAUGAUUAUGAACCCUCAUGGGUUUCCCUCUCGAAUGACAGUCGGCAAAACAAUUGAACUGUUGGCUGGAAAGGCGGGUUUAAUGGAAGGCAAAUUCCAUUACGGUACCGCUUUUGGAGGAUCGAAAGUUAGAGAUGUCUGUAACGAAUUAGAAAAGCACGGAUACAAUUAUCACGGGAAAGACAUUUUCUACUCAGGAUUGACAGGGGAACCUCUGGAGGCUUACAUAUAUUCUGGACCGGUGUACUACCAGAAAUUAAAGCACAUGGUUCAAGACAAGAUGCACGCACGCGCUCGCGGGCCCCGCGCCGUGCUGACUCGUCAGCCCACUGAGGGUCGCUCUCGGGACGGGGGGCUCCGACUCGGCGAGAUGGAACGUGAUUGUCUCAUCGGGUACGGAGCAAGCAUGUUGCUAAUGGAGCGGUUGAUGUUAGCGUCGGACGCAUUCAGCGCGGACAUCUGCGGCUCGUGCGGGCGGCUGGCGUCGCGCGCCUGGUGCCACGCCUGCCGCUCCUCCGCCGCCGUCUCCACUGUCGACAUGCCCUACGCGUGCAAGCUGCUCUUCCAAGAACUAGCCUCCAUGAACAUAGUCCCUAAACUUACUCUAAAGAAGUACUGCUAAUAGCAAAAAUACAUUUUUAAAUUAGUAAAAGU